Symbiodinium sp. CCMP2456 is the source of this 3471-nucleotide messenger RNA. Lineage: Eukaryota; Dinophyceae; Suessiales; Symbiodiniaceae. The record is from the annotation of a GenBank genome assembly.
AUGGACGACAUGCUGCAGGCCGAGCUGGAGGCAGAGUCGAGCAUGGAGCGUACACCCUGGAAUGAGGCCGAUGGUCCGACUCCUGCGCACCUUCUUGUGCCUAGGGGCCCUCCUCCUCCUGUUCCAGUUGGGGGUUGGCCUGCGCCGAGCUCGCACAGGAGUGCAGAUGAUGGACUCACACCUGCAGUUGCCUCGGACAGUGACCCCCACCCCAGUCAGCGAUGGCCUGUGCUUCAAGAGCGAGAUGAGCACGGUGACAUGGUCACCACGCAUGUGCAGGGUCCACAUCUGCCCAGUGGACGCUUUGAGGACAGCUCUUCGCACUCCUCUGGUGGCUCCGACCUGCGGGCCCUCACCAGUGAUGGCGACGACGACGGCGAUGCAGCCUCGGAUGGUGAAGCGGCUCACUCUGACACGUCUUGGACCUGGAGUGACAACAGAGUGGUGGGUGGCAAAGUGGCUGCCCUACGGCGACAGCUUUCUCGAAUGGCCUGGGUUGGUGUCCGGGACAUGGCUCGCCAAAAGCUCACGGGAGACAGGCUGGCCAGGUGGGUGGACUACGAGCACGAUGCCACCCACAAUCGGGUGCUCUACCUGUUCCUCUGCCGCCACGUGAAGGCUCUUCAGCGGGAUGUCGCUGAGCAACUGGCUCGCUGCACCGUGCAGGACCCUGCCGUAGCACAACUUCAGAUCAACAAAGUCCUGCUCCAGGCUGCAUGCGAGCACUUCCCUAUACAGCCCAGGGAGGACCACCGUGUCAGUGCCCAGCCUGAGUACCGUGCCAGUGCCAAGCACACCUGGCGUUUGUAUGCGCACAUGAAGGCACACGCCCAUCCGACAUUGCCCGUCAUUUGGUUGAAGUGGCGGGCAGCUAUCCGAUUCAGGCAAGCCUCGCUAGCCCUGCGGGCCCAAAGCCGACAGCUCAAGAAGCAGUUUCUUCUGACACAGGUGGAGCAAGCGGCCGCAGCUGCAGCCCGAGGCGAUCAGAGGUCACUCUAUCAGGUUGUUCGGCGACUCACGCCCCGCUCGCACCGAGGUAUUUCCCGUAUGCUCGGGCCAGAUGGCAAGCUGCUCACAGCCUCCCAGGAACUCGAGGCCAUAGUCCGAUAUGGUCGUCGCACUUUUGCUGCAUUGCCAGACCAGCUUCAGUUGUGCAGUACGGCUCAUAACCUGAUCAUUUCAGACGAAGCCUUGGCCACCGAGCUCGCCCUGCGCAAGGCUGUCCCAACCCACGUAGCACCGACUGCGGCAUGGAAAUUGUGCCGCACCUCCAUCAGCCAGGUGCUUGGUCCUUCCUUGCGGCGACACUUCCAGGCACUUGCUGGUGCCCUCAAAAGACAGUUGCCGUUCUCCUUGAGCAAAAUGUUGUUAAUCGCUUUCAACAACAUCGGGGCAAGCGAGCUGGCGCUUAGGGCACACGGGGUGGCAGCAGAGGUCAUCAAUGCAGUCCAGCAGCUACACUUCAGGGCGGAGUAUCAUUACUCCGUUGGGGCGCACAAGGGCGGCACCAGCACCACCAAUGGGAUCAAGCAGGGAUGCAAAAUAGCUCCAUACUUGUGGUGUUACUUCACGACAGCUUUCCUUGAGCGUCUCACCACUGCACGUGAUCUGCAUUGGGUCCUUGCCACGUUGACUCUUUUUGCUGAUGAUGUAUGGGGCAACUGGGUCAUUCGGCAGGUCUCGGACUUCACCCGAGCCAUGCAGGACCUCGAGCUCCUACUGACCACCUUGGAGGCUAUGCAUCUACAGAUCAACUUCAAGAAGACAGCCAUUCUGCUUAAACUUGUUGGUCGGGAUGCUGAACGCGUGCUGUUGCAGCAUACGUCCUAUCAGGCACUGUUGUCUCUUACACCGGCAGAGCAACGCGGCAAUGUCAGGAAACGCCAGAAGGCGGCACAAGGCCGGCAGCAAGCCAUUCGGCGCGCCCUCAACGGUCAGCACGCUCUCUCAGCCGCGCACAGGGUGAGCCUCUGGCGCUCCUGUGUCUACACCAGUGCCUUGUACUCUCUUCCCUUUGUCGGCUGCCACGAGCGCAGCUUGGAGGCUCUGGACCGUGCCCUGGUCAAGCACCUCCGCGCCAUACUCAGGAUUCCUGCUCACAUCAGUCACAUCACGAACACGGAGGUUUGGGAGCAAGCUAAGGUUGAUCGGCCGCUUGUGGCGAUUCUUCGACAGCUCAAAGCUCAUGUUGACAAGCGUCGGGCACAGUAUCAGAAGGCCCCGGACAUAACCACUGAGGCCAAAGCACUGAACUAUGCCAGUGAUCUGAUCCGACUUUUUGAGUCCCUCCUGCGGCGGGAGACCAGUGCCUCGCCCCAGAUUCCUACCCGCUUCGAUGCUGCCAUGCACUCGGUAGGAGACAGUCUAAUCCGGCACCCCGUCCGGGAGGAAGAGCAGGAACGCAUGCAAAAGGCACAAGCUCGCUGGGAAUCAUGGGCACUCAACUCCACGGCUCGAGCCCAGCUGCAGACCACCUGGAGCCACAUGACCGAGACAGUGACGGCACCACCCACGGUGGAGAACCUCGAGGCGGACAUCUUUCGCGGCCGAGCCAAGCGCCCGCGCCCAGAGUUCCAGAGCCGCCGCCAGGGCUACCAGGUAGUGCUUCAGCAGGCGGAUGCUCUUCAGCUUCUGCAGCUGGACCGCGGACUGAUGAUGUUCCUGAAGCAAGACGCUCGCAGCAUCCUGCCAGCUAUGAUGAGUAUGACCAAGGAAUGGCGGCAGAAGAAGGAGCAAAACGAUCCGGCCCUUACUUCGCCCCUUCGCACCCUUCUCCUUGCCAAUCUGAUCAAGGAGCUCCUUCAAAGAUUACAGACUAUUUCAGCAACUCCCGAAGGUCGCAAGUCGGUGCACUGGAUGGACGACAACGGAGAUUGGUACUACAUGAAAUGGUGCCACACAACGAAGCAGUUGCUGACGGACAAAUCCCGGCCAGCCCUACAACACACGGAGGCGGUCCGCCUACUCAACAUGCUGCACUCCAACAUGAAGGGCGAGAUCAUACAGAACUUCCACAGCACCCAAACGAUGCAGAGUCUGGAGGAGCAGGGGGCCACAUCAGCAGCCUUCAAGCUGGAGGUCAAUCUAAGAGGGCAGGAGGAACAGGAAGUGCACGAAGCCCUGAUCCGCUUCGUCAACAACUCCGCGACGGGAUUGAUCGGCAUGUCUCUCCGGAGAGAAUCGGCAGCGAGGUUUGAGUGGGCGGGCCACCGAGCCCACAAAACCACCCAAGCCUAUCACUUCGCCGACACGCUGCAGGAAAUGGACUGGCAUGCAGCGCAGCUGUUCUUACUCGAGUACCAGCUGCGCCAGAUCGCGGCGGACAUGGCGAGUCUCAAUCAGAUCUACCAGGACCUUCAGCAUCGUGUCCGAAUGCUCGAGAUGCGCACUGACCACUUCCUGUUUCCCCGACGUCACAACAAGUGUGCCGUGGAAAAGCAGAUCGUUUGGUUCGAUGAGCUUGAUGAGUGA